AGCAUGUCCAAGCCCAGCGACCACAUCAAGCGCCCCAUGAACGCCUUCAUGGUGUGGUCCCGCGGCCAGCGGCGCAAGAUGGCCCAGGAGAACCCCAAAAUGCACAACUCGGAGAUUAGCAAGCGGCUGGGCGCGGAGUGGAAGCUGCUCUCCGAGGCGGAGAAGCGCCCGUACAUCGACGAGGCCAAGCGGCUGCGGGCGCAGCACAUGAAGGAGCAUCCCGACUACAAGUACAGACCCCGGCGCAAGCCCAAGAACCUGCUCAAAAAGGACAGGUAUGUCUUCCCUUUGCCUUACCUCGGGGAAACCGAUCCCUUAAAGGCCGCCGGGCUUCCCGUGGGGGCCACUGACUCUCUGCUGAGCUCCCCGGAGAAGGCCAGGGCUUUCCUGCCUCCCACCUCAGCACCUUACUCCUUACUUGACCCCAGCCAGUUCAGCUCCAGCGCCAUUCAGAAGAUGACUGAGGUUCCUCACACCUUAGCCACCAGCACCCUGCCCUACGCCUCCACCUUGGGAUACCAGAACGGGGCGUUCGGCAGCUUGAGCUGCCCCAGCCAACACACCCACACCCACCCCUCGCCAACUAACCCGGGCUAUGUCGUGCCAUGUAACUGUACCGCUUGGUCGGCUUCCAGUUUGCAACCUCCCGUUGCCUACAUAUUAUUCCCAGGCAUGACCAAGACUGGGAUAGAUCCCUAUUCUUCAGCACAUGCGACUGCCAUGUAA
This is a messenger RNA of Gavia stellata (red-throated loon), 726 nucleotides long. RefSeq names its product SRY-box transcription factor 14 (gene SOX14). Bases 4 to 726 code for a protein of 240 amino acids. Gene Ontology annotation, molecular function: DNA-binding transcription factor activity, RNA polymerase II-specific; RNA polymerase II cis-regulatory region sequence-specific DNA binding. The transcript has a single exon. Gene Ontology annotation, biological process: negative regulation of transcription by RNA polymerase II; positive regulation of transcription by RNA polymerase II; cell differentiation. NCBI's taxonomy places the organism in Eukaryota, Metazoa, Chordata, Aves, Gaviiformes, Gaviidae. The record is from RefSeq and is a predicted model, not a curated record.